Messenger RNA from Didymodactylos carnosus, 1509 nucleotides. NCBI's taxonomy places the organism in Eukaryota, Metazoa, Rotifera, Eurotatoria, Philodinida, Philodinidae. The record is from the annotation of a GenBank genome assembly.
AUGAACUAUUUAACGGUAAAUACAAUUGAAUGGCGUCAUUUAACAUUAGCCAUUAUUCUAUUUUGUCUAUGUAUAAUGACAAUAUUUGGUAAUUUAUUAGUUAUAAAAGCUGUAUUUCAUGAAAAUCAAUUACAUUCUUCUACUUAUUAUUAUGUUGUAUCAUUAGCAUUUGCUGAUUUACUUGUGGGAUGUAUUGUUAUACCAUUUGCACUUACUUUUGAAAUUACAAAUGGUUAUUGGAUACUUGGACGAUUAAUGUGUGAUUUUUGGCAUGCCAUGGAUAUAUUUGCAUCAACAGCAUCUAUUCUAGCAUUAUGUGUUAUUGCAUUAGAUCGAUAUAUUGCCAUAACAAAUCCAAUAUUAUAUCCAAAUUCAUUAAUAUCAAGAAAAUGGAAUUAUAUGAUUUUUGCUAUUUGGACAUGUUCAGCGAUACUCUCAUUUCCAACAAUUGCCUAUUGGGGAUCAACUAAAAAAACAGUCAUAGUAUCUACAACUCCAUCUUUAUCAUUCAAUAAACUUCUAGAUAAUACUUCAAAAUUACUAACUAGUAGUAGUAGUAGUAGUAGUAGUCGCUGUGAUUUUCCGUCAGAUCCCUAUUAUAUAUUAUUUUCAUCGAUGGUUUCAUUUUAUUUACCAUUAUUUGUUAUGGUAUUUGUUUAUGCACGAAUAUUUUGUGAAGCAAAUCGACAAAUGCUUGCACUUCGUUCCGGUUUUAAAUCUAUGAACAAUAGUCUAAUCAAUUAUAAAUCAACAUCAACAAUAAUACCAAAAUUUAGUUUAAAACAAACAGUAGUACGAAAAGAAAAUUCUGAUAAAAAUAAUAAUAAUACAAAACCAAUAAUAUCAUUAAUACAGGAGAAUGAUGAUGAAUUAUAUGAAAAUUACAAUUUAGUUGAACAACAACAACAACAACAACAAUCACAGCAAAAAUCAUCUGAAAUAUUGACACUUCGAAUACAUCGUGGAAAAUAUCAGCCACAAAAACCAAUACAAUUAUCAUCGUCAUCAUCAUCAUCAACAACUAUUAAUAUUCAUUCUAGACCCAUUCGAGAACAUCAUUCUCAUAUAUUUUCAAAUUUAAUAUUAAAUCGUUUUAUACGUACACCAAAAAAUCUUGGUAAAAAAUUUUCUAAAUUUUCUCGUGAACAAAAAGCAGCAAAAGUAUUAGGAAUUGUUAUGGGUGUAUUUGUUGCAUGUUGGCUACCAUUUUUUGCUUAUUUAGUAUUAAGUGGCGUAUUUCUUAUUCGUUCAUCAAAUCACGAAUUAUUAUUUAAAAUAUUUACAUGGUUAGGUUAUACAAAUUCAGCUUUAAAUUUUUUACUUUAUGCUUUAACAUCUCGUGAAUUUCGUCAAGCAUUUAUUAAAUUAUUAUGUAAACAACGAUUUCAACGUAAACAACAGAGACGUCUUGAUAUUAAACGAUUAAAAUGGAAUAUUAAUAGUGCAAAUCCAGCUUAUUUAUCAGCAUCAACCAUUAUUAAUCUACAACCUAAUCACCAACUGCGAUAA